Molecule: messenger RNA, 2057 nt
Organism: Anguilla anguilla (European eel)
Lineage: Eukaryota; Metazoa; Chordata; Actinopteri; Anguilliformes; Anguillidae
Gene: lhx1a
Product: LIM homeobox 1a
Exons: 5
Coding region: 820-2043 (407 amino acids)
Biological process (GO): regulation of transcription by RNA polymerase II; neuron differentiation
Cellular component (GO): nucleus
Molecular function (GO): RNA polymerase II transcription regulatory region sequence-specific DNA binding; DNA-binding transcription factor activity, RNA polymerase II-specific
Source: RefSeq, a predicted model, not a curated record
CUUUGAGGAACAUGCAGAAUACCGAAGGCUGAGCGAGGAGCGUCGAUUCCGCACAGAUGGCACGCGCGAUCUCACAGUAGCAGCGUAUACCGGUCCGAGGAGAACCACAGAACUGGAAAGGGAAGCUACGCACUUGUUAGUGAGAUUGCUGGGUCUGUGUUUUUGGUUUUUCUGCUAGAAUUCACCAAUGGAUAAAUGGACACGUGAAAGGGCACUGUUACGUUUGUAGGUAUGCUUGGUUUGCUGCUUGUCAGUGUUGUCCAAAAAUAAUAUAUAACUCAUAUCGUAUGCACGUCGGUCUGUCACCAAUGCACCUAUUGAAGGAGCUCGGAGAAGUGUGGAUAACCUGUGGUGCGUUCAGUUUCGCCAAUCUAUUGGUGGCGGUUUGAUUUUUUUAUUUUCUUUCAUGUGUAUUCGUUUAAUUUAUUAGUGUAUUCAUUUGUUUGCAUGGAAGAGGAACCUGGCGAUUGACACCCGAGGCUUAUAAAAAGCUGUCCUGCUACCUCAUACCUAAACAUACCUGAACUUCUCCUGCUGAUCUCUUACUGGCCUCACCUGGAUUUUGGACGCACGGAUCUGCUUACAACUCACUUUCAGAGACAGGGCGAAAGGAGGGGGGGGGCAGAGAGGAGAGAGCGCCGUUAUUUGAAUCUCGCGUUAACAACCUCACAACACGGACUUCCGAGUGGACAAGGAACCAAAGCCUCUCUUCGAAAUCUUUUUAUUUUGUAUUUUAAAAAAUUGGAAUCAAAGAGUCACACGGAAAACCUCAGACUACACGGCGGCACUGUGGGGACAGUGGGAGUGAAUCCAAAGACGAUGGUCCAUUGUGCCGGCUGCGAGAGGCCUAUCCUGGACAGGUUUCUGCUCAAUGUCCUGGACCGAGCGUGGCACGUGAAGUGCGUGCUCUGCUGCGAGUGCAAAUGUAAUUUAACAGAGAAAUGUUUUUCUCGAGAGGGGAAACUGUACUGCAAAAACGACUUCUUUAGGCGGUUUGGUACGAAGUGCGCUGGUUGUGCUCAGGGUAUCUCGCCGAAUGACCUGGUACGGAGGGCGCGGAGCAAGGUGUUCCACUUGAACUGUUUCACCUGCAUGAUGUGCAACAAACAGCUUUCUACCGGGGAGGAGCUCUAUAUCAUCGACGAAAACAAAUUUGUGUGUAAAGAAGAUUACCUGAGUAGCAGCGCCGGUAAAGACACCAGCCUUCUCUCAGUUACGGCAUGCAGUGACCCUAGUAUGUCUCCAGAUUCUCAAGAUCAGCUACAGGACGACGUCAAGGACUCGGAAAGUGCGAAUUUAUCGGACAAAGAGGGGGGUAAUAACGAAAAUGACGACCAGAACCUUGGCGGGAAGCGACGCGGGCCGCGAACGACCAUCAAAGCCAAGCAAUUGGAAACCCUGAAAGCCGCGUUUGCUGCAACCCCGAAACCCACUCGGCAUAUCAGGGAGCAGCUCGCGCAGGAGACAGGGCUCAACAUGCGAGUAAUUCAGGUAUGGUUCCAGAACCGGCGGUCCAAAGAGCGGCGCAUGAAGCAGUUGAGCGCUCUGGGCGCCAGGAGGCACGCGUUCUUCCGAAGCCCGAGGAGAAUGAGAACGCUCGUGGAUCGGCUGGAGCCCGGAGAGCUUAUUCCAAACGGCCCUUUCUCGUACUACGGAGAUUAUCAGGGCGAGUACUACGGGCCGGGGGGCAACUACGACUUCUUCCCCCAGGGCCCCCCGUCGUCGCAGGCGCAGACCCCCGUCGACCUGCCCUUCGUGCCCUCGGCCGGCCCCACGGGGACGCCCCUGGGGGUGAUGGACCACCCCCUGCCGGGGCACCACCCGCCCAGCGAGGUGCAGCGCUUCUCCGACAUCAUGCCGCACCACCCGGGCGACUCCCCCAGCCCCGAGCCGGGGGUCCCCGGCCCCCUGCACGGGCACGGCCUCCCGUCCGAGGCCUUCGGGCCCAACCCCCCCUUUACCUCACUGUCGCUCAACGGCAGCGCGUACGGCAACCACCUCUCGCACCCGCCCUCAGAGAUCAGCGAGGCCACCGUCUGGUAGCUUUGGGAGGGACC